UGGAGAAGCCGGCUCCGGUCGCGGGGGACUGGGGAAAGGGGUUGGCUUCCCUGGGGCAGGGAUGAGAAGCUGGUGUGGGGUUGCUAGGAGACGCGCCUGUGUGACCCCAGCCCCUCGAGGGCAGCUUGGUGUCAUCGCCACUGGCCUCGGGAGAACUGCCUAAGGGAACUGGCACGUGGGCAAGAUCCUGCUCGGGACCCUUCAGACUUUCGAAUGUAAAUGGAAAGCGACAGGGGCAGUUCUAGGAGGCUUAGCGAGGUGCCUGCCUUGAGAAAGGCCACCCAAAGGAGCCCGGAUGUAGGAAUCAGACUUCAAGGGAUGAUGAAGGCUAGUUUGAUUACCAAGAUGAGCAAAUGACAAAAUAAAGGAAACCUUGUUCCUGAACUUUUCAUUAAUAAGUCUUCCUCCCCUUACUCUGGUGGGUCUGAAGAUGACAGCAGCAACCCGACAAGAAGUCCUUGGCCUCUACCGAAGCAUUUUCAGGCUUGCACGGAAAUGGCAGGCAGCAUCAGGCCAGAUGGAAGACACCAUCAAAGAAAAACAGUACAUACUAAAUGAAGCCAGAACACUGUUCCAGAAAAACAAAAAUCUCACAGACCCAGACUUAAUUAAACAGUGUAUAGACGAAUGCACAGCCAGGAUUGAGAUUGGACUGCAUUACCAGAUUCCUUAUCCCAGACCGAUCCAUCUACCCCCAAUGGGUCUCACCCCACGACGAGGCCGGGGACUUCAAACCCAGGAGAAACUAAGAAAAUUUUCCAAACCACUGUAUCUGAAGUCUCAUGAUGAAGUUUCCUAACAAAGAAGACACUUUACUUUUUAGAAUGGUGAGCCAACUCGGUUUUGAAUAUAAACAAGGCAAUAUACCCUCCUUGAUUAGAAGCAAAAUACUUUUCAGACCUCCAAAAUUGGUCUUCACCUAUGGCAUGUGGCUGCAGGCAUCCCUAGGGUUUUUCGGGGUCUUGCUGCUGCUUGAGCUGAUGGAUUUCACAUCUUCCCUGAUGUCAUCCUUGGGAGCUGUCUGAGGCCUGUGGGGAAGACUGAAGGCAAUUCCUGGGCGGCCUUUCAGCACACAUCUGAUGCGAAGGGAUUAGCUAGUUGCCGCAAGUUCACAUGGCUCCAAAACUGCUGUGCUCCCAAAAUACUUUAUAGAGCUUUUUCCACAAGUUAUUUUCAUUUGAUUAAAACUGGUUUCUGUGUGGGCUUUUUCUGUGAUCUCCUGACUCUUGUAAUUUCCAAAUUUAUCCCUUUAUAAAGGGCAGCUUUGGAUUGAUCAUACUUCUUUGUUGUUUUGUUGGAUUUUGUGUGUGUGGAGGGGAUUGUUUUGAGACAGGGAUUUCCUAUGUAGCACUUGCUGGCUUAGAACUCUCUAUGUAGACUAGACAAGCGUUGACCUUGUGUUGAUCCUCCUGCUUCAGUUUCUCGAGUACUAAAAUUAUAGACACGAGUCACUAAACUGAACUGAUCAUGUGAUCUCUUUAAUGGGAAUAUAACACCCCUCUCCCUGAUGAUAAAUGAAAGUACAUGCCUUAAUUAAACAUAUGUGUUUAUUUUAAAAUAAACUGUGAUUACUUAAGAUGCA
Molecule: messenger RNA, 1582 nt
Organism: Rattus rattus (black rat)
Lineage: Eukaryota; Metazoa; Chordata; Mammalia; Rodentia; Muridae
Gene: Lyrm1
Product: LYR motif containing 1
Exons: 4
Coding region: 431-799 (122 amino acids)
Cellular component (GO): mitochondrion
Source: RefSeq, a predicted model, not a curated record